AUUCGAAAUAGUUUCAUUUUAGUAGCCUGUUGGUAGUUUUGCGUCGGGAUCAGUCAUGCCCAAGACAAUGCCCAAGGUGCAUAGCUCGGACGGGGCCUCCGCUACUAGCUCUGAGCUUUCGACUUCCGACGUAAUGGCUCAACUGUUGACGACUCUGCAGCAACAACAGCAAGCCCAUGAACUAAACACCGCCGCCCAGUCUGCCUCCACUGCGCAGCUUCUGCAGCAGAUCACGGCAACGGUCUCGGGCCUGGUUCAAGCCGCACCAGCGCAGGCUCCGGCGUGCACGCCGCCGCUGCCGAAUUUUCGUUCCCUGAACGAUUCAGACGAUGCUGACGCCUGGUUCACCAUGGCCGACCGUGUCCUCACUGGUCAUGGGAUCGCACCAAAUCGCUUCGCGCUAGCCAUAGCUCCUCACCUCACUGGCAAGGCUUUGGCAGCAUACAACGCGAUGUCAGCAAACGACACCACGGACUUUGCUGUCGUCCGUACUGCCGUGCUUCGCCGGUUCCAUGUCGAUGCGAAGCACUAUAGGAAAAAGUUUCGUUCCGACACUCUAGGUGAGAGUACCUCGUACGUGGAUCUGGCUACGCGUCUGACCGAUAUUUUCAAUAAAUAGAUGGCUGCUGAGAAUGCUGGCGAUGUCGCUGCUGUACGCGACGUUCUGGUACGAGAGCAGCUCAUCGCUACAUUGUCACAGGACGCACGUACGUUUGUGUUGGAGCACGAGGAUAAAUCUGCCUUGGACACAGCCAAGCUAGUGGAUACCUACGUCAGUGCUCGCCCUCCACCAGUCCAAGGCAUCUCCGCAGUUUCUUCUGGGUAUGGCAAACCCCGAUCUGCCCAACCAGCCCGUACCUGUGACUUCUGUGGUGGUCCACAUCACGCACGUUCGAUAUGUCCAGCCAGGGAGAAGUCGUGCUCUGCAUGCGGCAAAACAGGCCAUUAUGCCAAAGUAUGUCGUACCACUAAGCGCCGCACAGGCAAGGUCGACCAGUGCGACCAGUUGGAUGAGCCACAAGAGUGUACACUGCCUGCUUCGGUGUCUGCCUCUACGCUGUCUGCUUUUGACGUGACUCCUCUGUUCCUGGGUGCCGUUUCAUCCUCAGCCAAAGCAUGGUACGUGGAUGUGAACGUCAAUGACUCCUCGAUCCGCUUCAAAGUGGACACUGGCGCGGAGGUCACAGUAAUUUCCAGUGCAAUCUACGAGUGCAUGACGGUUCGACCACCGUUAACACCGUGCCAUAGUGGAUCGUUCAGCGCUACGAAUGACCAGCUAAGAACACUCAGUCAGUUUUCAGCCACGCUCACGCGCCCAGGCCAGCCACCAGUGACAGCGCCAGUUUACGUUGCACAGGGCCUGCGCUACAGCCUUGGCUGUUACCGUAGGCAUGUCACUCUCUACCGGCGAAUCCUUCACCAGCAGCGAAUAUACGAAGCAAUCAAUGAAACGGCAGAUCCUGAGUGCAAGGUUCCGACUUCAGCCGCCAUUCUCCUUCUUCUCCAUCAAGACUCCUUCCAGUUUCCCGGCAAAAAUAUUCAUUUUCUGACUUGGACGUUUCUGGCCGCGUGCGUGGCAUGUUGA
Sycon ciliatum is the source of this 1585-nucleotide messenger RNA. RefSeq lists its product as uncharacterized. Lineage: Eukaryota; Metazoa; Porifera; Calcarea; Leucosolenida; Sycettidae. Gene Ontology annotation, molecular function: zinc ion binding; nucleic acid binding. The record is from RefSeq and is a predicted model, not a curated record. The transcript has a single exon.